AUGCGUUCAAAAAGCCAAAAGCGUCUUUGGCGCUCAACUGUUUUCUUUUCGGAGUCCUUAUUGGUAAUUAUAGGUAAAUAAAAGUUCUUACAAGUAAAUAAAAUUUCUUAUAAGUAAAUCAAAAUAGGCUCCGCCUUUUUUUAACUUAUAAGUGAAUUUUUGGGAAAUAUUUUUACCUAUAAGUAAAUAAAAGUUUUUAUAAGUAAAUCCGAAUCCCCUGUGUAAAGUGUUUGUUCUUUAGUUACAAUCUUGUUAAAAUUAGAUUUAUUUAGCUCUGCAAACCUCCCUUUCCUUGAAGAGUGCAUGUCAAAACUCUGUCCACCCUGCUUUAUAUUAUAAUCACAGUUGCUUCUUAUCCACCCAGACUGUGUAUUCUACCGAAUAUAACAAGUGGCAGAAGCUUCAUGCCUUUUGCAAUCAUCUUCCAGCUGAUACAAGACAUUUGGCAAUCUUAAGAAAUCAGAAUGUAAUCGACGAAUUAAUCAAGGCUGGAGUUGUACAUGUAUGUAAAUUCAGAGUAUUUACAACUACUAUAUUUAGCCGGAUCUAAAAUACUUUAUUGGAACAAAAGCUCCGGAUUUCACAUGUAAACCAAGCGAUCGCUGUUGUCCUGAUCCAAAUAAUUUUUACUAUUUCGAUGAUUCUGGUCAAGAUAAGGUACAAGAAUCAAAUUAGGGACCUGAGAAAUAAAUUUAGGGUCCUGUAAAUAGAUCAUUAUGGCUUCGGACAGAGCCCGAUAAUUUUGGAGGACUAAAUCCAGAGAGAAUUGUGACCUUGGAGCCGGCAUGGAGAAUAUACGGAGGACCUCCGGAUCUGAUGGGCUUCAAUGAUGUUGAAGGGGCCAACCAAGGGAUCCCUUUGGUCUGCGAAUACAGGCUUGGAUUCAAAUGCCCUGAGGGGUUUUUCUUUAAUGAUGGAUCUUGCACUGGGAUCAUCGAGUGCGACAAAACGCCGGCUGAGUGUGAGCAUGAGUGUGUAUUCCUUGGAAAACAGUUCGGGACCAAAGGAAUUUUACCGUCCAUCCAUAACGACGAUUACAACUUCUUCCUGGCAGGCAAGUCCUCCUUGACGAAUCGAUUUAGUUGUAUUUAUAGCCAGAUAUCGGCAAGAAAUUAUGGAAAAAGGCUUGGGCAAGGUGUUUAAGAAAACCAAAAAAUUCGGCCAAUAUUGGCCAGUCAUGAUCGGAAUGAAGCACAUCCACAGCCAAUGGGUCAACCUUGAUCAGACACCCGCAGAUUACUUUAGAUGGUGGUCUUUGGAAAAUAAAGGCAGGAUCAGGGAAUCCAAACUGAUUAUUUUUAGUGGAGAAACUGUUCAAAAACCCGGACAAAGGUCAUAAAUAUGUAUUCCUGAUGGUCCGAACCAACGGCGACAAUGGGAUUUCGACCUUUGGCUACUGGGCCAAUGUCUUCCACUCGAAGGAAAAGGUCCCUCUCAUUGGGUGUCAAGUCAAACCAAAAAAGUUGUAA
This is a messenger RNA of Bursaphelenchus xylophilus (pine wood nematode), 1469 nucleotides long. NCBI's taxonomy places the organism in Eukaryota, Metazoa, Nematoda, Chromadorea, Rhabditida, Aphelenchoididae. The record is from the annotation of a GenBank genome assembly.